This is a messenger RNA of Notodromas monacha, 552 nucleotides long. The record is from the annotation of a GenBank genome assembly. Lineage: Eukaryota; Metazoa; Arthropoda; Ostracoda; Podocopida; Cyprididae.
AUGAGUCCAACGUAUCGGCCUCCUGGUGGACUUCCAGGCCUGACCUCCAAGACACUGUUCAGCGCUGAAGAACUCAAGCACUUGUACCAGGGUUUCAAGGCCCAGUGUCCAGAAGGCGUUGCUAAGGAGGAAACCUUCAAGGAGAUUUAUGCCCAAUUCUUUCCGCCAGGAGUGAACUCGGGUCAAUACGCGCACCAUCUCUUCAGAUGUAUGGACCACAAUCAAAAGGGCGAAGUCAAUUUCGAGGAUUUUGCAGCAGCUAUGUCAACCCUGAGCAGAGGACCAUUGACAGAACGACUUCGAUGGGUCUUUGUUCUGUACGACCAAGACGGCGAUGGAAGGAUUUCCCGGGCUGAGUUCUUGACCAUUGCAGCGGCCGUGUUUGCAUUGAUUGGUCCUUACGCAAAGCCGCCCAUCACUGAGCAGACUGUCAAACUGGAUCUCGACAACGACGGGUUCAUUUCGGAAGACGAGUUUCUCAGCAGUUGCCUCAACGACGACAUGAUCAUGGCUUCAAUGAUGGUGUUGGAAGAGUCCCUCGCAUACAUCUGA